UAUGCCUUCCAAGGGUGGUGGUGGUGCGAGGUCCCGUGGCUCAGGCGGCGGUUCACAAUGCGUCAAGCCUGGCGCACUAGGCUUCAAGUCCGGCGGAGUAGCAAAGGGAUCCGUCACAGCAAAUAUGAUGUCCUGUCAAGGAUCGGUGAAAUCCGGUUCGAAGGUGGCACAGCUACAGAGUCAAGGAGCCAAAGGUGGUGCACAGUCCGGUCGUUCAGGCGAAGUAUCGAGGAGCGUGCAGCCCAGUGCUCUGGGCUUCAAGCCAGGCGGGGUGGAGAAGGGUUCCGUGGGUGCCAGGAUGAUGUCACCCAAGGGCCUGUGGCGUCAAGCUCGGUGAUUGCCAAGAUGCAGAGCAGCGGGGCGAAGGGGACUUCAGACGGGGUAGCCUGCAUGACUCGCCCGGGAAAGAGCGGCGAGUCCCAGUCCGUCAUGUGUAAUAUGAAGAAGUAGGCUUAGACGGAUGGGAGUUACGUGACGAACAACAGUUGCAUGUACCAGACAGUUUCAAAAUAGUGAAGACUAUAUAAAAAUAUAUAUUCCCCGCCGUAAAAUGAAUGUUUAUGGAAUACUGUACUCCAUUUAACUCUUGCGAAGGAGACUGGAUAAAAGCAGAGUUGCUAUUUUCGAUUUUUUCCCCAAAAAUGAUUUUUUUCUUUAAAGUGCUAUUUUUCUUGCAGCACAGAAGUUAUUCACUUUUGAAUGAGACAUCGACUGAAAAAUAACCAGCCCAUGUUUAGUUAUUGAAUUAUUACUAUACAAUUUCUAAUUAUCGGCUGUCAGACAAUAGUUCCAAAUUUCCGCAAACAAUUUCUUGGUAAUACGUGAAUGUGGGUAUGAAAAUUUGUUAUAAUAACAUACAAAUCGAAAUUUCUAUUUUCAAUUGAGGUUAUUAAAACAUUCA
This is a messenger RNA of Patiria miniata (bat star), 901 nucleotides long. RefSeq names its product dachshund homolog 1-like. The coding region runs from base 2 to 337 and encodes 111 amino acids. The transcript is spliced from 2 exons. Lineage: Eukaryota; Metazoa; Echinodermata; Asteroidea; Valvatida; Asterinidae. Gene Ontology annotation, cellular component: membrane. The record is from RefSeq and is a predicted model, not a curated record.